AUGAAGCAACAACAUCUUACAGGUAGAGAAGAAAUUGGUGAAUUUUGUGAACAAUUUGCUUAUGGAGAUGGUUUACAUUAUCCCAAAUCACGAAAACAGAAAAAGAUGUCAAAAUCCAAAUCAUACCACAAAAAAUCCAGAAAAUAUAAAUAUGCUGCUAAGCCUCAACCUCAGCAGGCAACUUCCUCUAAAGGGAAAUCCAAAUAUUCUAGAAAGAAAUCAUCUAAAGCCACAGUUAAAUGUUAUAAGUGUGGACAAACAGGACACUAUGCUAAUCGUUGUAAAUCAAAAAUACAGCAUAAGCUUAAUGAACUGUCAUUAGAUGAUAAUUUGAAGCAUCAAAUCCUUCAAAUGCUUUCAGACUCAGAUACUUCUUCUGACAAUGAAGAUGAGCUUAAUGUCCUUUAUUCUGUCACUUCAGAUGCUUCAGAAGAUAAUCCAGAAAUCUGUGAUUGUAAAACCAAUAUCAAUCAAAUUUCUGAUGAAGUCAACUAUUGGAAAGCAAUAGUUGAAAUGAAUGGUCUUGAUAUUGAAGGACCCAGUAUCAAUGUCCUUACUGAAGACGAACAUAAGAUUAUUAAUUUUGCUGACCAGAUUUCCAAUCCAGAAAUGAACUUAAAAUUUUUGGAGUUAUGCUUACAACAGUAG
This is a messenger RNA of Camellia sinensis, 648 nucleotides long. The record is from RefSeq and is a predicted model, not a curated record. Lineage: Eukaryota; Viridiplantae; Streptophyta; Magnoliopsida; Ericales; Theaceae.